UGAUUUUUGAUACCAAAACCUUUCCAAGCAAACAGCUGAUAGCGAACUUUGCCCCUCCUUCAAAGCAAUGCAAGGUUGCUGCUCCUUUGGAGAGAAUCCUUUCAACCACUCACCAAAGCAACCAAAAAUCAUCCAACCGUCCCAUCCCAAGCCCAAGGAGGACCACUUCCCGUUUCUUGAGUAAUCUCCAAGCCUUCCUCUAUUCCUAGUCUCUUCCUCUAUCUCCAACUCCCCACCCAGAGAAGAAGAACCCAAGCAAAGAAUCCCCCACGAUGGGAAACCGGCGGCCCGGCCUCGCCGCGCUCUUGCUCUCAUCGGUCGUCGUCGUUGUCUUCGCCGUCGCCGCGGCCCUCUCGUGCGUCGCUGCCGAGAUCAAGAAAACCAAGGUGAGGCAACUCAAAUGGGAUGGCAAGCUAUGCUACUUGCCCCGGAGCCAUGCGUUCAAGUACGGGGUCGUGGCACUGGCUUGCCUCUCGGCAGCGCAGGUAGUCGGGUACGCCGCGAUAUGCUCCGGCUUUUGCUCGAGAGACGGGAAGAGCUUCGAGAGGCGCGGAGGGAAGAGGCUGACAAAGGCGGCUCUCUUUGUGGUUUCAUGGACGAGCUUUGGGGUGGCGGCAGCGGUGCUUGGAGCGGCGACCAGCAUGAGCAGAGAGCAGCCCUACGGGAGAGGAUGGCUGGACGGGGAAUGCUACCUGGUCAGAGACGGAGCGUUCGUGGCCUCGGCAGUACUGGCCGUGAUCGCAUCAGGCACCACCCUCUGCCUUGCUGUGAUGUCCAUGAAGAAGGGCCGGACCGAGCAAGACCUUAAGCUGCACCCGCAAGCGGGCUGACAAAAAAAAAAAAAGUAGAAUUGGUCGCGAAAGUACACACAAAUCGACUCGUUUUUUUGUCCGGAGAUCCGUCGCUAGUUCGCCCUUUCCCAAGGAGUGUUGCGCCGGUCGAGAGGACCCGAUUUUGAUUCGCGACAAUUAGUAAUAAGGGUGAGAAUAGCAUCUUUAAGAUCUUGGUAAUUCUUUGCCGGAAGCAUGUAAUGGCAUGUUUGGUGGCGAUGAAGCACUUCUCUAUGAACCGGAGCAACUUACCUUGGUCAAGAGAGAGAGCAUCUGUAAUAAUUACGAUAGCUAAGGUAG
Rhodamnia argentea is the source of this 1130-nucleotide messenger RNA. Its product is annotated as protein MODIFYING WALL LIGNIN-1. Bases 273 to 830 code for a protein of 185 amino acids. The transcript is spliced from 3 exons. NCBI's taxonomy places the organism in Eukaryota, Viridiplantae, Streptophyta, Magnoliopsida, Myrtales, Myrtaceae. The record is from RefSeq and is a predicted model, not a curated record.